GGACCUCUUCAACCAUGAAACUUAAUGCGAGUUUCAAUAAAUCUUAAUUUGAACUUGCGAGUUAUUUACAUUAUUAUUUUAUACAUUACAGCGUAUAACAUAAUUCAGUGGAUUUUGGAUUACUUGUCUGGUAACCUUACGUACAGCUUUAAAAGCAACUACCCGACAGUUGUAUACUGGCAGUAAACUUUUAGACUGUGCAUGAAUGACAUGUGAAAUCAUUUGUGACUGGGUACAGAUAACAGAUAUAUAUAUACUUUACCUUAGUUAAGGAGAAGGCGACAGACAUUAUCAAUUGGCAACACUUGGGUUUCAAUUUGAAAGCAAUCGGGUUAACGAAAGUUUAAAUUUGGAUAAAGUGAAAAGUAUAUGAUAUGACAGAUACGAUCAUUCAUAAGUUUUAAAACCUAGUGUUCUACAGGGAGUUUGUGAAGGAACAAAAAUGGGUGUUCUGAGCCAUAUAUGGACAUUUAAGUCGAUAUGGGUGACGGUACUGGCUUUUAUCGUGCCCCUCGUGUUGGUGAUCGACUACAGCCCUGACUUUGAAAGCGAAUCAAAAUGCGCAUACGUCAUUGUUGUUAUGGCGAUUUUAUGGCUGAGCGAGGCGAUUCCAAUCCCUGUGACAGCCCUGAUUCCGAUCUUUCUCUUUCCGCUGCUUGGAGUCGCCAAAGCAAAGGAAAUCAGCUCGGCUUACGUCACAGAUACAACCAUGUUGUUCUUCGGUGGACUGAUAAUAGCCGUCGCCUUAGAAGAGACCGGUCUGCAUACCCGAAUAUCUUUGUGUGUCAUGAUGCUUGUCGGCGCACAGCCUAUAUUUUUAAUGGCUGGACUUAUGGUAACCACGUGGUUCCUGUCCAUGUGGAUAAGUAACACAGCAGCGACAUCUAUGAUGAUUCCAAUUAUUACUGCAGUUAUAAAAACUGUAAGCGAAGUACGAGCCACUACUUUGUACUCUGCAGAUAAUGAGGGAUAUGAAAUGGAAAGUGUUUCUGAUGUUCCAAACGGAACAGCAAAAGACAAAGUUGACGGUAAUCCACAAGUAGACUCAAUGCCAACCAAUUCUGAAAGUGAUAAGAAAUCAUAUAAAGUAAAUGCCGAUAAAGACAACGUGGAAGUAGAGGUUGAAGUUGGUACAAAAACAACAGUGAUGGAUGAUGAAAUGAAACGAUACGCCAAAGCCUUUGCUCUAAGUGUAGCAUACGGUGCCAACGUGGGAGGGAUUGCCACACUAACUGGAACACCGCCAAACCUUGUACUAAAGGAAAACGCCGAUGAGCUGUACGAGAAUUAUGGCUACAAAGGAGCAGAAUCAGAAAUAUCCUUUGCAAAAUGGAUGGGUUUUGCUUUUCCUUUAUCGCUCAUAACAGCAGUUAUAGGAUGGUUGUGGCUAGUUCUUUGCUUCAUACGAUGUGGGUGCUGUAAAAAGAUGGACCCUGCGCAGAAAAAGGCGGUCAACGCAACCAUUAGACAUCAAUUUAAAAAGCUUGGUUUCUUGACUCUAGCAGAAUUCCAGGUUUUGAUCGUUUUCAUCAUUCUUGUAAUUCUGUGGUUGUUCCGUAAACCUCCAAACAUUGACGGUUGGGGAAGUAUCAGCGCUUUUAAACCCGGGUAUGUUUCGGACUCGACUCCAUGUAUUCUACUGAGUGUUGUAUUGUUCCUGCUACCUAGAGAAGUUCCAAAAAUUUUCUGUUUGUUAAAAGAAGGUCUCCCUUCUUAUAAACCCAUUCUGACAUGGCAGGCAGUCAGUGCUAAACUUCCAUGGGGUGUCAUCAUUCUUCUUGGUGGAGGAUUUGCUAUUGCAAAAGCGAGUAAAGACUCCGGAUUGUCUGCAUGGGUUGGUAAUGAACUGACAGCCUUCGACCACUUGGAUGACUGGGUUCUUAAUUUGAUAGUUUGCCUGAUAGUUGCUGGUGCAACUGAAGUAACAAGUAAUACAGCAACAGCGACAUUACUGAUGCCAAUACUGGCUGAACUGGGUCUUGCCACACACAUUCAUCCACUCUACCUUAUGAUGUCGGCUACAGUUGCGUGUUCAUUUGCUUUUAUGUUACCUGUUGCUACACCGCCGAACGCCAUUGUGUUCUCUACAGGAUAUCUCACAAUACCGGAUAUGGCUUUGGCUGGACUUCCUAUGAACAUCAUAGCCGUUUUGUGUUUAACAUUCGCAAUCAACACUUGGGGUAAAGCCAUGUAUGACCUCGGCGAAAUACCGGCUAUUUUCAUAAAUAGUACUGGUACAACAUCAUUCUAAAUUUAACACGUGAAUAUUCAUGAGAUUAAAAUGUUCAGUUAAAUUGUUCAAACACUGGAUAGCAACUUCACUGAUUAAUUACUAAUUAUUACAAUUUGGAUGAAAAGUAAGUAUUGACAUCCUAAAUAAAAGACGAUUGCAGCA
Molecule: messenger RNA, 2395 nt
Organism: Mercenaria mercenaria
Lineage: Eukaryota; Metazoa; Mollusca; Bivalvia; Venerida; Veneridae
Product: solute carrier family 13 member 2-like
Exons: 15
Coding region: 443-2251 (602 amino acids)
Biological process (GO): monoatomic anion transmembrane transport
Cellular component (GO): membrane
Molecular function (GO): transmembrane transporter activity
Source: RefSeq, a predicted model, not a curated record